This is a messenger RNA of Juglans microcarpa x Juglans regia, 1549 nucleotides long. RefSeq names its product acyl transferase 4. The transcript has 2 exons. The record is from RefSeq and is a predicted model, not a curated record. The coding region runs from base 93 to 1376 and encodes 427 amino acids. Lineage: Eukaryota; Viridiplantae; Streptophyta; Magnoliopsida; Fagales; Juglandaceae.
UGUGAAGUUCCAUUCAUUCUACCACAUAUAUAGAUGAAAGGGUAUUGCUCUAUUUUGUUAUUCUUUUAGCUGCCAAUCUUCUCCUAAGGCUAAUGGCUCUCUGUGUGACCAGAUCAAGCAAAAUCCAAGUUAAGCCAUCUGAGCAGACGCCAUCCGGCACAGUACUUGAUCUUUCAGUCAUUGAUAGACUGCCUGUUCUGAGAUGCAAUGCUCGAACUCUGCAUGUGUUUAGUCAUGGCGGCCAAGAGGCAUCACAGAUUAUAAAAGGAGCCUUGUCCAGGGCUUUGGUCCCUUACUACCCUAUUGCAGGAAGGCUGAAAGAGUCGAGCCAAGGUCAGCUCCAAAUCGAAUGCAGCGGAGAAGGCGUGUGGUUUGUCGAGGCGUCUGCUGAUUGUAGUCUUGAUGCUGUCAAUUACUUCGACGAUGUGGUUUCCAUCCCUUAUGAUUUGCUACUUCCUGACCCUAUCCCGGAAAAUGAAGGCAUAGACCCGCUCGUGCAAAUGCAGGUGACACAAUUUGCAUGUGGAGGUAUCGUUAUAGGCCUUACAUUCUGCCAUAGCAUAUGUGAUGGCCUUGGAGCUGCCCAAUUUCUCAGUGCUGUUGGCGAGCUGGCUAAUGGUGUCGGCCAUCCAAGCACCCCACCAGUGUGGCACAGAGACUUCUUCCCACCUCCACCCGAACAACCAAAGGCUGCUGCAUCGUUAAACCUUCCGCCGCUGCUACCGCCGCUGCCCCACUACAGGCUAGAGCAUGCCAAUGUCGACAUACCUCUAGAUUGCGUCAAGCAACUCAAGCUAGAAUUUCAGCAAUCAACCGGAAAGCCUUGCUCUUCUUUUGAAAUUGUGGCUGCCCAGUUUUGGAGCUGCCGAACACGAGCUAUAAACUUGAAGCAAGACACUGAACUCAAGCUUGUCUUCUUUGCAAACUGCCGCCAGCUUUUGGACCCUCCUUUGCCGGACGGUUUCUAUGGAAACUGCUUCUUCCCGGUGACAAUCACAGCUUCGAGUGAUUCACUCGCUCAGGCAUCAAUUACUGAUGUUGUGAAACUGAUCCAAGAAGCAAAGGCUAAUCUCCCAGUGGAGUUUGCAAAGUACAUGAAGGGUGACUUUUUGAAAGAUAGUGGUGACCCUUUUGCACCUCCGCUGGCCUACACCACACUGUUUAUAUCAGAGUGGGGUCGACUGGGAUUCAACCAAGUGGACUAUGGGUGGGGUCCCCCAAUCCACGUAGUUCCAAUACAAGGCUCUAGCAUCAUCCCAGUUGGCAUUCUGGGGUCCUUGCCUUUGCCCAAGAAAGGUGUCCGACUGAUGACAUGGUGCGUGGAGGAUGCCCAUCGCCAACCAUUCCUGAACCAGAUGAUGGCAAAAGUAACCUAAAUAUUCCCAUCAAAGCUCCAAAGUAAUAGCGUUCACACCUUUUUCCACAAAUCCUUGAACCCCUAACUAGGGGGUGAAUAAAUACAAGGAGAAAUCAUUGCAGUAUGGGUUUUCAAAUUGUAUUGUUGAACUGCAAUAUAUUUUAACUAAAUAAGCAUGAACAUUUGCGCGCG